GGCUGCGUUGGAGCAAGGCAACGCCAUGGCGCCGACCGUCGUUGAGGAAAACGCGACCAAGGUCGUUCCAUGGGCGUACAUGCGCAAAGGGGAAUGGUUUAUCUUCUCCAAGGAAGACUGCGAGAAACUCGAAGGUUGCCGCGACUUCAUACCCGUCGUCGUGGACCAAGGACGGUUGGAAGUGACCGUGCAUGAGCGCACCGUAUCGGCAGUGUUCUGGAAGGAAGGGCCGUAUCCCGUCAUUCGAACGGAAUGGCUGUUCGAGUCGUCCGGCGGCAAAUUUUUCCCCAUUCCAGAAGAUGAAGCGACCGAAAUCAAUCGAUACUGGGCCUCUCUACCCAAGGACACCGCGCACUACUUUUCCCUUCCAGUGGAGGAUCACAUGACAGCGCACGAGAUCAAGUUCGGCCCGUCCAAGUCGCCGACGGAGCAAAAGAUCUCGGAGCUGUUCCUCAAAUGCGCCCACACGCGAUCUCGUCGGUGCAAGGCGAUUCACCACGGGUAUCCAGGGUGGACAAGUGCGCCAGUACCGGGUUCUAUCAAGAGCCCGUCGUCCGCAUCGACGGACCAUUCCCGCAGCAGCACAUCGACCGACACCCGUCGAGAAGUCAACCAUGUUGUGUUUGUGGUGCACGGGAUCGGCGAAACGUACUGCAAGAAGCGGCAGGCCGACGGAACAAUCGUCGACUAUUGCUACGCCAUGCGGCAAUCCACCGAAUCGAUCUUGACAUCGCAUUUUCCGACCGUCGCGGCCGGCAUCGAGUACCUUCCUGUCGACUGGUCGGACGUCAUGCGCGACAUGGGAGACGACUUGCAUGCGAUGCUCCACCGCAUUUCGUUUGAGGCAAUGCCAUUCGUCCGCGAAAUCUGCAACGAGUUGCUCUCGGACAUUCUCAUGUACAUGGAGCGAAAGCAAAAAGUCCUCGCGUUUGUCGCUACGUACAUGAACAGCAUAUAUGCGCUGUACAAGCAUCGGCACCCGUCGUUCCAAGGCAAGGUGUCCAUCCUGGGCCACAGUCUCGGCAGCGUCAUCACCUACGACCUCUUGUCGGCGCAACAUGCCACGCACGGCGACGCGACCCUCCACUUGGACUUCCACCCCGAUGCGUACUUCGCGUUUGGCGCGCCGAUCGGGCUCUUUCUCGCAUUGCGUGGCCGCGGCCAUGGGGACACUCUCGCCCUUCCCACCGUUUCCCGCAUGUACAAUAUCAACCACCCGUCGGACCCGAUCUCGUAUCGAUUGGAACCGCUCUUGUACGCCAAGGCCAAAGUCCUGCCCCCCGUGCGGCUCAACACGUUCUCUGGAUGGAAGCGCAUUCAUCACGCUGUCCAAGACAUUGUCGAAUCACUAGAAUCGAGCCAGAAGAAGUUGGCCAAGGAUAUCGGGACAGCAUUCAACAACCUCGGCAACAUGCUCAAGCCCAAGCCUCUGGACAACACCGUUGACGGCGGUGAGGACAGCGCCGGCAAUGACGCCCCCACCGACGAGAACGUGCACCUCGAAGCAAUGCUCGCGCGGCUGAAUCCCCGGACCAAGCGGUUGGACUUUGUCCUGCCGGAAUCCGAGAUUGAAGCGCUGACGCCGCUCGCCGCGCUGACCGCGCACACGGGGUACUGGAAUUCGAUGGACUUUGUGCUAUUCAUAGUGACACAGUUGGUGGAUGAAACUGACAGCAGCAACACUUUGACCAGUGCCACAUAGUCUGACGGGAACUACGUUAACACGACCUAGUCUUUCAUCGCGCCCCGGGUUCAUGGACAUGUCCAGGUUCCUCGUCGUCGCGUCGCAAAGAAGCCGCCAGGCCGGCCGACAACGUCGAUGUGUGUGUGCGACGUUGCGCGCGAACGUAACUCUCGUUGUCAUGCCUCGACGAGGCAGCACGCAGA
Molecule: messenger RNA, 1887 nt
Organism: Aphanomyces invadans
Lineage: Eukaryota; Oomycota; Saprolegniomycetes; Saprolegniales; Verrucalvaceae
Exons: 10
Coding region: 26-1702 (558 amino acids)
Molecular function (GO): metal ion binding
Source: RefSeq, a predicted model, not a curated record